UCCUCAUUGAGCAGGUUGAGACCCACGUGCCGGGUGAUUUACAACACCGGAAUUUGGUUUCUUCGUAGUCUUUUAAAUUCAUUUUUUUAACGUAUCUUUCGACUGAUACUUACUUUCAUACAUAGAUUCGAUUGAUACAAAGUUCAUUUAAGAGUAUUGGAGGGAAAACUAGAAGCAUCCAUAGACGUUCAUAGCAUCGCCCAGACUAGUGCAAAACUACUUGGUGAACGACAUCAACAAACCCGAAGCCACCGCGCAUAGCCACAACUUCGUGUCGACGGCAGUUUCCCCUGUGAAGUCAUAAAUCCCAGAAAAUGGCGAAGAACGUCCGAGUGAAGCAAACCAGAAAUCGGAAGGCUGAAGGAGCAGCCGCGUCGCGAAAGAAGACAACUGUUACAAAAAACAACAACCCGCUUGCAAAUCAAAAAGUCGCUAAGACGGCAAGAGGAAGACGCGAGCUGCGAAAACGGGAAACGAAAAUAGUAGAAAACCCCAAAACAGCCCUCUUAAUUCGAGGACAAAGAACCAGGGAGGAGGUACAACUUCAAUCACAAUGGAAUUUGAAUUUUGGUAUAUUAGUUCUAGUCAACUACAUCUCUAUCUUUAUUUCAUUUAGCAUGAUGAUAAAUCGUUCUCUUUGUGACUCCGACAAAUCAGAAGUUGUAAAUGCAAUGUCGUGAAGCAGUAUCUCAUUAUUCUCAACCCCCUUGACAGUUGCAUCAAGUGCUGAAGGAUAUGCAUGAUCUGAAGAAGCCGCUGUCGCAAGCAUACCUGCGUAAGCAUGAGGAUCUGAAUCCCUUCGAAGAUAGCUCAAGAAUCGUGGACAUGUGUAAUAAGCAGGAUGCGGGUCUCUUCGCCUUCGCUUCCAGCAACAAAAAAAGGCCAAGUCGAUUGGUACCUAAAUUGAUUUCAUAGGUUAAAAAGGUCAGUUCGUUGUAUUUAGGUCUUUGUCUCGACGAUGGAAUGCUUAUUUGCUUUAUUAGAACUUGUUCUUACCAUCAUGUGAGUGGGCUCGUGUUGUAGUUUUCAACAAAAUGAUCAUGGUUGUCUUCUUCUAUCCAAUAUCUCCGCUCGCAAUCCUUGUAAUUCCGCUCCUUUUUACCAUAUCAAGCUCAACUUUCCUCCAUCAGGUGCUUGGUCGGCUUUUCAAUAGCGAUUUGUUAGACAUGGUUGAGUUCGAUUUGAGUGAUAUGUGCAGUUUUUUGCCCAAAGCCCGUUUGCCCACACUCGGCGCGAAGCCGCUUCUGCUGUUUCAAGGAAGCGGGUGGGAGCUGGAGCCCGAUCUGCAGCACGCAAAGUCUGUCCUAAUGGAUUUUUUCAGAGGCGCAAAUCCAGAGAAAGUCACGCUUGCGGGUCUUGAAUUCGUAAUGUCUUUCACCUGCGUUUCAUCCACCAACAGUGGUGCUGCAACGUCAUCCGGAGGUGCAGCAGCAUCGACGAGUAGUACUCCUAACGACAAAACAGCAAAUGCAAAGCGUGCUACUGGUUCUCGCAUUCUUUUCCGUGCAUACCAUGUGCAGACGAAAAAGUCGACCACCGCAAAUUUACCAAGAGUUGAACUCCAGGAGACGGGACCAAGAAUGACAAUGACAGUGGACCGAGUCAAGGAAGCCGACCCAGCGAUCAUGAAGCUCGCAAUGAGGGUACACAUCAACAUCCUCGUUAAUGCUUGCAUGGUAACUCUGAAUCUGAUCUUUUGCUUUCUGUUUCUAAUGACUGACACAUUUGAAAGAAAGUACUCAAUUUUGAUGCUGUUAACACAAUACUUAUUUGCGUCUACAGGUGCCAGCUGGUGCAGAGAAACGGAGGGUAAAGAACGAGGAAAGCACAGCGACAGGUAAGAAGCUUGGUAGAUUGCACUUGGGACGCCAGGAAUUCGGAAAAAUCAACACUCAUACUAGUGGUCUGAGCAAGAAAGUGAAGAAGGCGGAAGCGUCCAGCAAAAAAGCAGCGAAAUCGGCCGAAACGACUGCCGCCGCUCCCGCGGGUGGAGCAUGAGAACAAGGGACAGCGCAACUAACUGAUGGUCCCCUGUUUUACUUGUGGUCACCGAAGACGAGGAUGAUCCAUGUGUGGUUCUUGAAUAAAGAGUCAUCCGCUGCUUCACACAGGUAUGCUACAACGAGGUUUUUAAUGACGCGUACCGGACGAGGCAAUAAAUGAGAUUCACGCUGAAACAAAGCUUGAAGAAGAAUCUAAUGAAUAAGGUAGACGUCUGAUCUACUGGUGCACAAAAUGAAAAUUAAUUUUCGAAGUCUCUUACGCGGAGCUACAAAAUGCGUCUUUUUCGG
Messenger RNA from Amoebophrya sp. A25, 2291 nucleotides. Lineage: Eukaryota; Dinophyceae; Syndiniales; Amoebophryaceae. The record is from the annotation of a GenBank genome assembly.